Molecule: messenger RNA, 1662 nt
Organism: Pseudomassariella vexata
Lineage: Eukaryota; Fungi; Ascomycota; Sordariomycetes; Amphisphaeriales; Pseudomassariaceae
Product: ATPase
Exons: 1
Coding region: 1-1662 (553 amino acids)
Biological process (GO): DNA repair; DNA-templated DNA replication; regulation of DNA repair
Cellular component (GO): nucleus
Molecular function (GO): ATP binding; single-stranded DNA helicase activity; DNA binding
Source: RefSeq, a predicted model, not a curated record
AUGGUGGAAUGUCCAAUCUGCAGCAAGCAGGUGCAACAGGUCCGGAUCAACGACCACAUCGAUUCACAAUGCAAAGACUUCAUCUUCGAUAGCUCAGCUCCACCAGCUUCUUCGUCGCCAUGUGCUCCGCCGACCCAAUCCAAUGGCUUCUUCUCCUCAGCCCAAAAACGACCGCCUUCGAGCUUCUUCCAAACGCCCUCGACGAAACGACAAGCGGUCCCCUCCAAAGUCCUUGCGCCAUCCGUUAGUGGUCUCAACAACAUGGCCAACCCGAAUGGCGGCAUGAAGCGAACGUUCGAUGAAGGGCCGGGCGAGGGAUCUUCUAUGGGCGAAGCCGGGGAGCAAGCAGAAGACAGACCGCCAGUAGAGACUGGCCCGGCAAUCAAGCGGACCAAGACGAACAAGGCUGUGCCUCUGGCUGAGCGCAUGAGGCCGCAAAACCUCAAUGAUGUAUUUGGGCAAGAUCUCGUGGGACCACAGGGCGUGCUGCGCUCGCUGAUCGAGUCAGAUCGAGUGCCUUCGAUGAUAUUAUGGGGAGGCUCCGGCACAGGCAAGACGACGAUAGCACGGUGUAUAGCGCAAAUGGUGGGAUCGCGAUUCAUCGAGUUGAACGCUACGAGCUCCGGGGUCGCAGAGUGCAAGAAGCUGUUCGCCGAGGCGGAGAACGAUCUGAGGCUUACCGGUCGGAAGACCAUCAUAUUCUGCGACGAGAUUCACCGCUUCUCCAAGUCACAACAGGAUGUCUUCCUGAAGCCCGUGGAAGCAGGCACCAUUACGCUUGUUGGCGCUACCACCGAAAACCCCAGCUUUAAAGUCGUGAACGCGUUGUUGUCCCGCUGUAGGACCUUCACCCUCCAGAAGCUUACGACUGAAGACGUCAACCGCAUUCUGCUGCGCGCGCUACAGAUGGAACAGUCCACCUCAUCUACGCCCAUCUCCCCCCUGCUCGACGCCGAACUGCUCAGCUACUUAUCCAACUUCUCCGACGGCGACGCCCGCACAGCCCUCAACCUCCUUGAACUCGCGCUCUCCCUCUCCAUCCAACAAAACACGACCAAAGCCGAUAUCAAAGCCGCCCUCACCAAGACGCUAGUGUACGACCGCGCCGGCGACCAACACUACGACACCAUCUCCGCCUUCCACAAAUCCGUCCGGGGCUCCGACCCCGACGCCGCGCUCUACUACCUAGCCCGCAUGCUGCAAUCCGGCGAGGACCCUUUAUUCGUCGCCCGCCGCAUGGUCGUCAUAGCCUCCGAGGACGUCGGACUAGCAGAUAACAGCCUCCUCACUCUCGCCACGUCCACAUACACGGCAACACAGCAGAUAGGCAUGCCUGAAGCCCGAAUCCCGCUCGCGCACUGCGCCGUGGCGCUGUGUCUCGCGCCCAAGAGCACGAGGGCGUACAGGGGGUUGAAUAAUGCGUAUGCAGCGUUAAGGGAACCGGGGGUUGCGGGACUGCCGGUGCCUAUACAUUUGCGGAAUGCGCCAACGAGAUUGAUGAGGGAGUUGGGGUAUGGGGUUGCAUAUAAGUAUAAUCCUAAUUAUAAGGACGGUAAAGUGAGGCAGGAUUACUUGCCUGAUGAUUUGCUUGGGCGCAGGUUCUUGGAGGAGAGGGAUUUGGGGAUUGAAGUUGAUCCGGAUUUAGUUAUGGAGGAUGGUUGA